CUUUGACACUGUGCAUAUCUCACCCCGCGUCAACAACACUAAAAUGGCAGACCACACGAUCAAGGGACUCCCCGCCCCGCCCACAAAGUACGACGGCUCGGCGCUGCGUAUCGGCAUUGUCCACGCCCGCUGGAACGACGUGGUCAUCAAGUCGCUCGUGGCCGGCACUGUCAACAAGCUCAAGGAGCAGGGUGUCAAGGAGGAGAACAUUGUGAUCAAGAGCGUGCCCGGAAGCUACGAGCUGCCGUUUGCGACGCAAAAGCUCAUCGCAGGCGGCAAGGCGCAGUCAGCCAAGGCCGAGCCGUCGCUCAUCGGCGCGACCAACCUCCUGGGCUCGCUCGUCGACGAGGUGCGCUCCGGCACGCCAGCGCCUGAGACCAAGGGCGCGACGCGCGAGUUUGACGCCGUCAUCGCCAUCGGCGUGCUCAUCAAGGGCUCGACCAUGCACUUCGAGUACAUCUCCGAGGCGGUCACGCACGGCCUCAUGCGCGUCCAGCUCGACACGGGCACGCCGGUUGUGUUUGGCGUGCUUACCGCCCUGACGGACGAGCAGGCGCUCGUGCGUGCUGGUAUUGGAAGCGACCCGCAGCAGAAGGGACACAACCACGGCGAGGACUGGGGCCUUGCUGCCGUUGAGCUCGCCGCGUCCGUCUCCGAGUGGGGCAAGGGCUCGAUCUAGAGUUGUGAUAGAGGGAUGUAUGUGUGAAGGAACA
Messenger RNA from Vanrija pseudolonga, 713 nucleotides. RefSeq names its product 6,7-dimethyl-8-ribityllumazine synthase. The coding region runs from base 44 to 679 and encodes 211 amino acids. Gene Ontology annotation, biological process: riboflavin biosynthetic process. NCBI's taxonomy places the organism in Eukaryota, Fungi, Basidiomycota, Tremellomycetes, Trichosporonales, Trichosporonaceae. The record is from RefSeq and is a predicted model, not a curated record. Gene Ontology annotation, molecular function: 6,7-dimethyl-8-ribityllumazine synthase activity. Gene Ontology annotation, cellular component: mitochondrial intermembrane space; intracellular anatomical structure; riboflavin synthase complex. The transcript is spliced from 3 exons.